UUCUUUUUUUUUCACUUUCGUUAUUCUGGUCAUUAUUUUUGGUCAUUCGUGUGUUUUUAUCUGCUCUUUGAUGUGUUUUUGCCCCUGGGUCAGAUCUAAGUCUCUCCAACUGGAUUUAGAAUAGGUACUGGUGAGAACAGCAACCCUGCCCCUCAGUGGAUCAUCGGCUGAGCAAAGAGGAUAACUCAUUCUUCGGACUAAUGCAGAUGGUCUCCAUCGCUCAGUGAAAUGGAGACAGAACCGUGUUGUGAAGAGCAGAGGGACUGUGUAUCGGAUCCCACAGAGCCUCAGAUAGCAGACGGCAUUUCUGAACUCACAGAGAGCAACUCUCUGACCAAGCUGCCUUGUGGGCCUGCAGAGGAAGGUGAAGAACUGGGUAAGAAAGAACCGUCUGAAACUGAGAGCCAUGCAGUGGAGAGUAAAUCCACUGAGAUAAAAGGCUCAGCUAACUGUGAGCAAGAGAGAGAAAAAGCAGAAUGCAAGAUAGAAAAGAAAUUAAGAAAAACAAAUAGCUGGAAGAUGGUUCGAUUUCAAGACCCCUCGACAGAAGAGGACGUGGUGGAAAGGGACAGCUCAGCGGAGAUUCUCUUUCCAGAAUAUGCCGUUGAGGAGUGGACAUCCACUCCGUUUGAGGACCUGUUUAUGGCAGAGGAUUGGGAGAACAUCACAGAGGAUGGGAUGUUGAGGAAGAAAGUUCUGGAACCAGGAGACAUACAAGUCCCACACUCCACCUGGGGUCAGGAGGUCACUGUGAAGAUGCAGGGUGUUCUUGAGGACCGUACAGUGGUGGAGAAGGACUGCAAGCUUGUCUUUGUCAUUGGAGAGGGAGACGUAAUACAGGCUCUAGAGGAGUGUGUCAUGUCAAUGCAGAAGGGGGAGAUCACAUUACUGCUGGCAGAUUCCCAGUAUGCCUAUGGACUUCUGGGAAGAGAGCCUGAGAUCCCUGCGUGGGCUCCAUUACUCUACCAAUUACAGCUGCUGGACAUCAGAGACAAACCAGACCCGUUAACUCUGCCCAUCACUGACCGCAUCCGCAUCGGCAACCAGAAAAGAGAGCGAGGAAACUUUCACUUCCAGAGAGAGGAGUUCAGCCUCGCUGCCAGAGCUUAUUGUGUGGCCCUGGACGUGCUGACCACACGCACCAAAGAUGGCGAUGAUGUUGGCAUGAAGGAGGAAGAGGAAGAAGUGAGGGAAUAUCGGAUAAAGUGUCUGAACAACCUGGCUGCUGCUCAGCUCAAACUGGAGCAGUUCAGCGAGGCUCUGCAUACCAGCCGGGACGUCCUGACCCUCCAACCGAACAACGUCAAGGCGCUUUUCAGGACUGGAAAGCUGCUGUCAGAUAAGGGCGAAUACAAAGAGGCCAUGGAGGUGCUAAAACAGGCCUUGAAACUGGAGCCAACCACCAAGGCAAUCCAUGCAGAAUUAUCCAAACUCGUCAAAAGACAAUCAGGAGGCCAAGACACGCAGCAGUGGAGAGUCAAACCAGCAAAGGGAAUUUCCUGGAAGUUCAUACUGGGAGCUCUGGUGGUGGCCUUGGGCAGCUUGGUUACAUCCAUGAUUUUGACUGCAAGAAACUGAAAAUCCUCAGCGGGAUGGAAACAUCUCUGAACCACUGGAACCGACUGGUUUUCAUUGGAUCUCCAAUGCAAAAGCAGCACCGGAGCUUUGAACCUGUGAUUUUGAGAGGUUUUUUUUGUAAAAAGCAGAGUUUAGAACAGAGUGAAAUUUUGCACAAAUAGAUUUGUGUCGAUCAAUGCAAGUUUGCAGAAGUUAUUUGCAGUCAGUUUUAUUUGGGGGAGGGAUUGCCUUUA
Molecule: messenger RNA, 1811 nt
Organism: Cyprinodon variegatus (sheepshead minnow)
Lineage: Eukaryota; Metazoa; Chordata; Actinopteri; Cyprinodontiformes; Cyprinodontidae
Gene: fkbp16
Product: peptidyl-prolyl cis-trans isomerase FKBP8-like
Exons: 9
Coding region: 229-1578 (449 amino acids)
Molecular function (GO): protein binding; peptidyl-prolyl cis-trans isomerase activity
Source: RefSeq, a predicted model, not a curated record